This is a messenger RNA of Apis cerana (Asiatic honeybee), 2170 nucleotides long. RefSeq names its product F-box and leucine-rich repeat protein 7 (gene Fbxl7). Gene Ontology annotation, biological process: SCF-dependent proteasomal ubiquitin-dependent protein catabolic process. NCBI's taxonomy places the organism in Eukaryota, Metazoa, Arthropoda, Insecta, Hymenoptera, Apidae. The record is from RefSeq and is a predicted model, not a curated record. Gene Ontology annotation, molecular function: protein binding. Gene Ontology annotation, cellular component: SCF ubiquitin ligase complex.
AUGGAAAUCACCUUAAAAAGUUCUAUUUAAAAAGUCGGAAUUUAUCGAUAGUAUUGGAGCUUUAUAACUAAGUAUAUUUCAAAUUUAAUAUUUUCGCUACAAUUUUUAAUUUUAAUAGUUACAAUCUCCAGCUGCUUCAAGAAUUGGAAUAUGAUCAAAAUGGAGUCAGUGCCAAAUAGAUCGAUAUUGUUCCGUAAUGUUACGUAUUGUUACUGAUUUUUCUAUUUAUUGCAUAAUAGUAAGUAAAUACUUAUUAAAAUUUAUUCGUCGUAUUUUGCGUUAUUUAUUUAAUAAAAUGAUUAAUUGAUUAUCAACAAACCCGCGAAAUUUAAGUUUUAAUGUUAAAACUGUUUUUUUUCAAUUCUUAAAAUUUAUUUUCAUUUUUUAUUUACUAAUUUUUUUUUAAUAUUAAAUCUUAUAAAAAUAUAAAUAUUAUUAGAAUAUAUAAAAUAUAAAUUUAAAAAAAUAUUAAAAUUAAAAUAAGAAGUUACAAAUAAUUUUUAAUGAAUUUUAUUGCAAUUGGAAAUAUGUUUUUCUUUUUGAAUACAGAAUAGAGCAUGGAAUGGAUGGAUCAUGUCCACUUUUGCUUCCAUCCUUUGAGGAAAAGGACAAUUCUGAAACUUCAUAUUCAUCCCAAAAGAUUGGUCUAUAUAGACCAACAUCAGAUACUAUUGAUUUAGGAUAUCAUACAUUAGAUAAUAAUGCUUGCCGUUCAUCAUCUGCAUCAACUAUUAUAUCAGUUCCAAUUAGACAACAAAUUUUAUUGCAACAAAAGUGCAUUUAUGUAACAGAUUUAUGUCAAUUGGAUGAUACUUUAUUAUUGAAGAUAUUUAGUUGGUUGGGAACCAGAGAUCUAUGUUCCAUUGCUCAAACUUGCAGACGUCUUUGGGAAAUAGCAUGGCAUCCAUCUCUUUGGAAAGAAGUAGAAAUAAGAUAUCCGCAAAAUGCAACAAUUGCAUUAAAUGCCUUAACCAGACGAGGAUGUCAUACAUAUAUUCGUCGUCUAAUAAUUGAAGGUGCUAUUGGUUUAACUGGAAUUUUUGCCCAAUUACCGUUUUUAAGCUUAACUUCAUUAGUUCUACGACAUUCUCGACGUGUUACAGACACAAAUGUGACAGUUAUUUUAGAUAAUUGCAUACAUCUAAAAGAAUUGGACUUAACAGGAUGUAUUAGUAUAACAAGAGCAUGUAGUCGAAUAACUACAUUACAAUUACAAUCAUUAGAUCUUAGUGAUUGUCAUGAUGUGGAAGAUUCUGGCUUAGUAUUGACAUUAUCUCGCAUGCCACAUCUUGCUUGUUUGUAUUUACGACGAUGUGUGCGUAUAACUGAUGCAACUCUUAUUGCAAUUGCCUCUUAUUGUGGCAGUUUGCGCCAAUUAUCUGUUUCGGAUUGUGUAAAAAUCACUGAUUUUGGAGUACGUGAAUUAGCAGCACGUCUUGGCCCAUCUUUGCGUUAUUUUUCAGUAGGGAAAUGUGAUCGUGUAUCAGAUGCUGGUCUAUUAGUUGUUGCUAGGCAUUGUUAUAAAUUGAGAUAUUUAAAUGCUCGUGGCUGUGAAGCACUUAGUGAUAGUGCUACGUUAGCUUUGGCACGUGGAUGCCCACGUUUAAGAGCUCUUGAUAUAGGAAAAUGUGAUAUUGGUGAUGCAACUCUUGAAGCCCUUUCUACUGGUUGUCCAAAUUUGAAAAAAUUAUCCUUGUGUGGUUGUGAACGUGUCACAGAUGCUGGAUUAGAAGCAUUAGCAUAUUAUGUACGAGGAUUAAGACAACUCAAUAUUGGUGAAUGUUCUAGAGUUACAUGGGUUGGAUACAGAGCAGUAAAACAUUAUUGCCGUAGAUGCAUUAUAGAACACACAAAUCCUGGUUUUUCAAGCUGAGUCUUUUAAACUAUUUUUUGCUAUUAUUUACAAUCUAUUUAUUAACAAUAUUUUUAUAUAUUUUAGUAUUUUAGAUACCAAUUUGUAAAAAAACGGCUAACACCUAUAUAUAUAUAUGCAUACAUGUGUAUGAUACGCGUCGUUUAUAUUUUAUAUACUGUGUGAUUUGUAAUAUGCAAGAAAACAUUUCUUAUUAUUUAUUGAUUUUAUAACUUAAUAUACGAAAAUUAAUAUUAAAGUUCAAUAUAAUAUGUAUAUUUAUUUUAUAAAUAAACAUUUUUUUUAACUUCUAUCAAA